AUGACAGACUCUAAGGCCUUCUGGCCGGCCGACUUUGGCCACUAUGGCGGCCUCUUCAUACGCCUCGCAUGGCACUGCAACGGAUCGUACCGGAAGUGGGACGGCCGCGGCGGCUGCAACGGCGCGCGCAUCCGCUUCACGCCGGAGCUGGCCUGGCCUGACAACACAAACCUUGACAAGGCCCGCAAGCUGCUGGAGCCCAUCAAGGCCAAAUACGGCGCCGCCCUCUCAUGGGGUGACCUGAUUGUCCUCGCUGGCGACACGGCCAUUGAGUCAAUGGGUGGCCCCAAGAUCCCAUUCUGCAAGGGCAGGAUCGACGACGCCGACGGGACCGCCUCCCUGGAGCUGGGCCCGACGCCGGAGCAGCAGCUGGUGGCGCCGUGCACGGCCGGCGACGGCAACUGCGGGGAUCCCCUGGGGCAGACG
Messenger RNA from Monoraphidium neglectum, 426 nucleotides. Its product is annotated as catalase/peroxidase. The annotation marks the transcript as partial. The transcript has 3 exons. Gene Ontology annotation, molecular function: heme binding; catalase activity. Lineage: Eukaryota; Viridiplantae; Chlorophyta; Chlorophyceae; Sphaeropleales; Selenastraceae. Gene Ontology annotation, cellular component: cytosol. The record is from RefSeq and is a predicted model, not a curated record. Gene Ontology annotation, biological process: cellular response to hydrogen peroxide; hydrogen peroxide catabolic process.